This is a messenger RNA of Pseudoliparis swirei, 2729 nucleotides long. Its product is annotated as fas-binding factor 1 homolog. Lineage: Eukaryota; Metazoa; Chordata; Actinopteri; Perciformes; Liparidae. The transcript is spliced from 11 exons. The record is from RefSeq and is a predicted model, not a curated record. The coding region runs from base 18 to 1124 and encodes 368 amino acids.
UAUCAACUACAUUUCCCAUGAGACCCCGCGCGGCGACGUCAUACGCAAUCACGUCGCCGCUGUUGUGGGCUGCUGGAUUUAAAAGUGGAGUCGCAAGAUUUUCUUUCAACGGCGUCAUGAACUGGGACAACCAGCUGAGCUCCAUCCUGUCGGUGGCAGAAGGCAGCGUUGCGAAGAUGAGGGAGAGACUGACCUCACCAGGAAAAUUCUCCAAAGGAGGAGAAGAUUUGUUUCCAACGAGGGAGAGGGUUCCUCCCGCUCUUCCUCCGCGAGCCCCCCUCCUCCUCCUCCGACAGCCCUCCUCUUCCCCCCUCGGCUCCCCCGUCCAGUGGGCCGACCUGGCCGCCGUCCAGUCACAACUCCAGAUACAGAGCCAGGCGAUCGAGUCGCUCGCCCUCCAACUCCGUGACGUGGGGAGAGAGAGGCAGUCUCAACAAGGCCUCAUCCAGACGCUACAAGAGGAGGUUCACCGGCUCAGGGAGCGGGAGAGAGAAUCGAGGAGGGGGCAAAGUCCGGGAGCGGAGGUGAAGAUGGAGCACCUGCGGAGGGAGGUGGACCAACUGAAGGCGCAGCUGAGGCGACAGGGGGAAGACGCGACCCUCCAGCAGUCAGAGACCCGGGAGUCCAGGAGACGCUACGAACACAGCUGCAAGACACUGGAGGAGCUGACGGACAGCUGCAGGGAGACCACCUCUCAGUAUUCUCUCACAAAGCGAGAGGUCCGCCAGAUCAGAACCACUGUGUCGGAUCUGAAGGACGAGGUGAGGAGACUCUUCCUCAAAGAGCGCCAGCCAUCACCGUUGUUGUCGGCGCACACAUCAGGGGCGUCGGCUGCCAGCCACAGCAGAGGGGUCAGAGUUGAGGAGGCGGAGUCCGACUCUGAAGACUUCAGCCCGACCCCGAGCCUGGCGGAGGUCAGCUCGGAUGACCUGUCAUGGCUGGACGACAAAGACCCCGCUCCUCAUCAGAAGCCUCGAGUGCGUCUGAGCGUUCAGUCCAGACGGAGCGACUUCGCCGGUCCGGGAUCAGACCUGGAGGAGGGCGACGAUGACGAAGGUGACGAUCGCCUUGAUGAAGAUGUCAGCCCAGAUCUAGGAUCCGACCUAAGUCUUGAUGACCUCUGACCUUUCCUCGUCACGACUGUUUUGGACUUUGGACUCGGGAAGGAUUCUCCCGACAGAAGAUUAUUCCUUCAGGCUUCUUCGUGUUGUCGCUCUUUUAUUGUGAAAAGCCCAAACUCUAAAAAUAGAAUCAGCCCGGAUAACACUAACGAGCAUACGGCUUAUUUCCUCUGUGGUCUCGAGAGAAAGGGAAACCAAGCGGCCGACUUCACAUGGCAACCGAGGCACAAACGAGUAAUUAAGUCAGCCUGCUUAGUGAUGUGACUGUUUCUUAAAGGGACAGUAACGUGAAGCGGGGUUGCGACUGUUUCUUAAAGGGACAGUAACGUGAAGCGGGGUUGUGACUUUCUUAAAGGGAUUGUAAUGAGAAGCAGGGUUGUGACUGUUUCUUAAAGGGACAGUAACGUGAAGUGGGGUUGUGACUUUCUUAAAGGGACAGUAACGAGAAGCGGGGUUGUGACUGUUUCUUAAAGGGACCGUAACGUGAAGUGGGGUUGUGACUUUCUUAAAGGGACAGUAACGAGAAGCGGGGUUGUGACUUUCUUAAAGGGACUGUAACGUGAAGCGGGGUUGUGACAUUCUUAAAGGGACAGUAACGAGAAGCGGGGUUGUGACUUUCUUAAAGGGACAGUAACGAGAAGCGGGGUUGUGACUUUCUUAAAGAGACAGUAACGAGAAGCAUUACUACAGUAGCCGGGGAGGGAGGCAGCAGAGAAAAGUGUUCUUUAGAAACAUAAACAUAUUAAUAUAGGUGGAAGAGGACGCUCUCUUCACCGCCAUGGACAAAAACAUCAGUUUAGCUGCUUCCUGUUUGUCUUAAAGAGAGAAAUGAUAAUGGCUCAAGACCCCCGUCUGACAUGAAAAUAUACUAAAAUACAACGUUCACAUAAACAGAGAUAGAUGUUUGUUUUUCCAGGUGUCUAAAAUAGGUCCGUCCCCCCCCCCCCCCUCAUCCACAGCAGGAAAUGCCUCUCAUGCUGGUGCAUCCUCUACCUUCAGCAGAGUUCCCGCCAUUAGGGGGAACUUUCUUUUGUUGUGGCGGGGAACUCUCCGCUGCUAUUUUUAAACGGUUUAUUCACGAGGAACCCAGAAGGACCCGACAGGCCGCGCAGGUGCGAGACCGAGCCGGUUGGAUUUCUUUUCACAUGUUUUGAAUGGCGCGUUUGUAAAGGAAACAACGGCGCGGCCCCCGGUGGGAGCGCGGGCCGCUCGAGGGGCCCGCCAAUCCUCUAAUUUAUUUAUUUAAAUAAUAGCUGUCUCCACACGCUCAGACUGGUUGGAGGCAGCUGUCGGAGCAGAAGCUCCUUUGCGGGGAACUCUUCAAUCAGAACCGUCACGGCGCCACGUGGACUUUUACAUCUUUAAAUCAUCACUUUUUUGUAUUUAUUUUCUCUCUGGUUGAAGCGUCGCCCGCGAAAUCUUUAAAAGAAAGAAGAUCAGUUGCCGCCGAGUGAAUGUGACGCCCUCCGCGCCCACGUUUCGAGCCACUGGAAAUAAAUUCGGGGUCCUGCCCGAGCGGCGUGCACAGCAGCUCUGUGAUUGGCCGGACCACAAGGGUUCGGUUUCAAGGGUUUCAAGGAGUUAAAAAUAAACUCUUUCAUGGUUCCA